This is a messenger RNA of Sphenostylis stenocarpa, 408 nucleotides long. The record is from the annotation of a GenBank genome assembly. NCBI's taxonomy places the organism in Eukaryota, Viridiplantae, Streptophyta, Magnoliopsida, Fabales, Fabaceae.
AUGGCAGGACGAGGCAAAACCCUGGGUUCCAGUGCUUCCAAGAAGUCAACCUCCAGGAGCAGCAAAGCUGGUCUCCAAUUUCCUGUCGGCCGUAUAGCCAGGUUUCUCAAGGCCGGGAAAUAUGCCGAGCGUGUAGGUGCCGGUGCUCCUGUCUACCUCGCGGCUGUCCUUGAAUAUCUCGCCGCUGAGGUUCUUGAAUUGGCUGGAAAUGCCGCGAGAGAUAACAAGAAAACCCGAAUUGUACCUCGCCAUAUUCAAUUGGCAGUGAGGAACGACGAAGAGCUAAGCAAACUUCUAGGUGAUGUUACCAUUGCUAACGGUGGUGUUAUGCCUAAUAUUCACAAUCUUCUGCUUCCCAAGAAGGCUGGGGCAUCCUCCAAGAGUGCUGGAGCUGACAAUGACUCUUAA